Messenger RNA from Brassica rapa (field mustard), 754 nucleotides. RefSeq names its product 40S ribosomal protein S12-2. NCBI's taxonomy places the organism in Eukaryota, Viridiplantae, Streptophyta, Magnoliopsida, Brassicales, Brassicaceae. Gene Ontology annotation, biological process: translation. Gene Ontology annotation, cellular component: ribosome. Gene Ontology annotation, molecular function: structural constituent of ribosome. The record is from RefSeq and is a predicted model, not a curated record.
GAAAUUAGGGUUUUAGUACUGUGACUAGUUAAAACUCUCUCCUCACACCUUUCUUUCUGCUGCAGCCGUCUUCGUCUCUGAGAUAACAAAGGCACUUUUAGUUUAAAAGGCAUUUCAAAGAGACAAACAUGUCGGGUGAUGAGGCUGCUGCUCCAGUUGUUGUUCCUCCCGUUGCUGAGCCAGCGGCUAUAAUCCCAGAGGAUAUGGAUUUGUUGACUGCAUUGGAGUUGACUCUUAGGAAGGCUCGUGCUCAUGGUGGUGUUGUUCGUGGUCUCCAUGAGAGCGCUAAGCUUAUCGAGAAGCGUGUUGCUCAGCUCUGUGUUUUGGCUGAAGACUGUAACCAGCCAGAUUACGUCAAGCUUGUUAAGGCUCUAUGUGCUGAUCACAACAUCAACUUGCUUACUGUUCCAAGUGCCAAGACCCUCGGCGAAUGGGCUGGUCUCUGUAAGAUUGACUCUGAGGGUAAUGCUAGAAAGGUUGUUGGAUGCUCCUGUCUUGUGGUCAAGGACUACGGUGAGGAUACGACUGCACUCAACAUCGUCAAGAAGCACAUUGAAUCUAACUAAGUUUAAGAAGCAUUUGGAAUCUCGAUUUACAGAUGUUUUCAAUCUCAAAUUCUCAAUGCUGUUUUCUACUGGUUUGAUAUUUAAUUUGUUAGCAGACACCUCUGGAGAUUUGUUUGGAAUAUAAACAAGUUUUCCUCUUAUGUAAGGCUCUACUCUUCCAUUGCUCAAUUUACUUGCUUGAGGUUUUC